AUGUCUGCCGAAGAUACCAAACCAAAGGCUGAGGAGUCCUCUGCUCCAUCUGGCGUUCCUACAUCGAAUGUGUUCUCCAUGUUCGGAGCCAAGAAGGAGAAGAAGGAAGAUGACAAGGAGGAGCUGAAGGAGGAAGACAAGAAGGAAGAAAAGAAGGAAAAGAAGGACGACGAUGAUGCCGCCGAUGAAGAGGAGGCCGACGUCCACUUUGAGCCAUUGGUCCACUUGGAAAAGGUUGAUGUGAAGACCAACGAGGAGGACGAGGAUGUCGUAUUCAAGGUGCGUGCUAAGUUAUUCAGAUUCCACGGUGACACCAAGGAAUGGAAAGAGAGAGGUACAGGAGAUGUCAAGUUCUUGAAGCAUAAGACCAGCGGCAAGACCAGAGUCGUCAUGAGAAGAGACAAGACAUUGAAGAUCUGUGCCAACCACUUGAUCCAGCCAGACUACGAAUUGAAGGCCAACAUUGGUUCUGACAGAUCGUGGGUGUACACUGUCGCUGCCGACGUUUCUGAGGGAGAGCCAGAGGCUCAGACCUUGGCCAUCAGAUUCGGCAACAAGGAGAACGCAGACAAGUUCAAGGAGCAUUUCGACAAGGCCAAGGAAGAGGCUAAGUAG
Candidozyma haemuli is the source of this 615-nucleotide messenger RNA. It is a transcript of the gene YRB1, whose product is annotated as Ran GTPase-binding protein. Gene Ontology annotation, biological process: protein import into nucleus. NCBI's taxonomy places the organism in Eukaryota, Fungi, Ascomycota, Pichiomycetes, Serinales, Metschnikowiaceae. The coding region runs from base 1 to 615 and encodes 204 amino acids. The transcript has a single exon. Gene Ontology annotation, cellular component: nuclear pore; cytoplasm. The record is from RefSeq and is a predicted model, not a curated record. Gene Ontology annotation, molecular function: GTPase activator activity.